This is a messenger RNA of Gordionus sp. m RMFG-2023, 774 nucleotides long. RefSeq lists its product as uncharacterized. Gene Ontology annotation, biological process: positive regulation of cytoplasmic translation. The record is from RefSeq and is a predicted model, not a curated record. NCBI's taxonomy places the organism in Eukaryota, Metazoa, Nematomorpha, Gordioida, Chordodea, Parachordodidae. The coding region runs from base 1 to 774 and encodes 257 amino acids. The transcript has a single exon. Gene Ontology annotation, molecular function: zinc ion binding; translation regulator activity; single-stranded RNA binding. Gene Ontology annotation, cellular component: cytoplasm.
AUGAAAAGUUUUAAAUUUAUAAAAUACUGGGAAGUUCAAUAUAAUAUUAUUGGAGCGUUGCUGGUGUUGGAUAUAUGGAUGUGUAGUUUAAUCCUAGGAAGGAGGACUAGGCGCAAUCGAAGUUUUAGAAUCAAAGGGCAGACUUUAACGAUAGAAGGAAAUAAUGGAGAGGAGGAUGUGAUGGGAAAAGUAACAUGGUUGCCAGUGCAGGAAUUAAUAAAGGGUUGGACUGAUAGUGAGGUAUUAGGUUUGUCAGAAAAUAAUUUAAUAAAUAGACGUGCUGAAGGUGAUGUAUUUGGAAAAUAUGGGUAUAAAAGUCAAGUGUUGAGGCCAUAUGGAGACAGAGAAAAUCUGGUGAAAAAUAGAACGGAGAUGAGACCGAGAUUUAAUUCUCGAGGGAGAGGAGACAUAACUUGUUAUAAUUGUGGUGGACAAGGACAUAUAGUUAGGGAUUGUCAAGAAACAAAGUGUUUUGGAUGCGGCAAACGUGGUCAUAUAGCACCCUUUUGUCCGCAGAAACAAGAAAGAUUGAGAGGCGCCGGGUGCGGGAGAUUUGGUCAUAAUAAAGAGGAUUGUAAUUUAGAUAGAUAUAAUACAAGGGGUGGUUUCCCGGGAAUGGAUCAACAAAAUACUCCCAUGGUACGAACUAUAGAAAAUAAGAGGAGCGAAGGAAUAAUUGUGUCGAAACAUACUGAGGAAAGAAAGGCGUUGAAUGCGAUGUGUUUUAAAUGUCGGAAGGAAGGGCAUGUGGCUAGAGAUUGUUUAAAUUGUUGA